Messenger RNA from Kwoniella mangroviensis CBS 8507, 1065 nucleotides. RefSeq lists its product as uncharacterized. Lineage: Eukaryota; Fungi; Basidiomycota; Tremellomycetes; Tremellales; Cryptococcaceae. The coding region runs from base 1 to 1065 and encodes 354 amino acids. The record is from RefSeq and is a predicted model, not a curated record. The transcript has a single exon.
AUGCCAAUCAUGAACGAAGGUCAACAUUCGACCUUACAUCUUGGGCUUGCAGGGAUAUAUCCCUUAACUGAAGAUAACAAAAAAAGUUACACCCAUAUAUCAUCAAGAUCCGACUAUCUCUCUACACAUAGAUUGACUUUUUACCAUCAUCCUCAGUUCGUCCCAGCCGAAAGUGCUCAUGAAGAUCGUUCAACUCGAAAACCCAUUCUGAUAAGCGAUCUCGAUUGUUUCAAGACUGGAUUUCAACAACAGAGCCAAUACGAAAUCUCGCCGCUUUUAGUUCGCAAUGCUCCUCUGAGACAAACCAGUUCGGACGACGAAGAGUCAAGGAGAGACGAAGAGCUCGACUGUACUGAGAGCGCACUGCAUUCGAUCUAUGUCGUUGCCGGACCUACCUACGAGCUCAGUGGCGGUGAAAUCGAAAGCAACUUUGUUGGUACGUCAACCCCAGCCGCAAGUACUGGCAAUAAAGUCAAGGUAAAAAUUCGACAGGAGCAUUCGUUCACUCUAGAUUCUCUGGCCGAGAGAGUACAUGAAGGACAAAUGAGAGAAAUUAUUACAGAUAUAUUGUCGAGAUUUUACACGAUCGAACUAGGCAUCAGAUCCACGAGAUCCAUGAUCCCUGAAUUACAGAGAAUAAUGACCGGCGAAUACAAGCAGAAUGACGAAUUGGUGUCUUUGCCAAUUACUGCCUUUUCUGAACCCGAUCAUAAGCGGUAUGAUUGGAGCACGCAGAAUGUCCAUUCAAAACUGGAUAUUGAAUUUCUCAUCGAUUCGCCCAAUACCAAAGUUUUUUCGUUCUACGAUAAGGAUCACAGCAAGCAGGCUCUAACCAGGGUGUUACAGGAUAAGAAGUUCAUUUUGGAUGCAGCUUCGUCGCUGAUAAUCGAGGCAGAAGUAGUGGAAGAUGGGCAAAGUGAAGGAGGGCAGAACACCGGUCAAUUGACAGACAGACCACUAUCAUAUACAGAGUCCCUUCGUUCGAGGGCUCUAGAUAUCCAAGUGUAUAACCAGGCUCAAGAGCUCGAGUUUGAAAGAGCCAUUAUGUUUGGCACUGGGCCGUAA